Molecule: messenger RNA, 4401 nt
Organism: Pseudoliparis swirei
Lineage: Eukaryota; Metazoa; Chordata; Actinopteri; Perciformes; Liparidae
Gene: pou6f1
Product: POU class 6 homeobox 1
Exons: 11
Coding region: 300-2225 (641 amino acids)
Biological process (GO): regulation of transcription by RNA polymerase II
Molecular function (GO): RNA polymerase II cis-regulatory region sequence-specific DNA binding; DNA-binding transcription factor activity, RNA polymerase II-specific
Source: RefSeq, a predicted model, not a curated record
UUACACCUCAAAAAGGAUUUUGUGAGACACCUCAAGGAUUUUGAUGAUCUGAGCUGUUGCAGAAAGGCCAUCGUCAUUAAAUAUUAAGAGAGAGGAGAUCCUAACAUUGCAACCCUCCUUAUCAAUGCAAAUACCUCUUUUGUGUGAAGUCACAGCGCCUGUCUGGGAGCUGAGAUGCAUUUUUAAUUAUGUGUGACUGAAACAAACUGUGACAAGGACCUUUAUAAAAGCGGGGGAUUACAGAAAACAAGCUGCAUUUACGCGGAUGUCAGGAAAACAGUGAUUGUGGUGGUGCAGCCAUGAACUCCCAGGAUCCUCCUGCCAAAGAUGCCCCACUUACAGUCAAUGAGCAGGUCAUUGUGAUGUCCAGCCAUGAGACUAUUCGUGUGCUAGAGGUAGAGGUCGAUGCAUCUCUGCCAUCAUCAGUGCCCGAUGGGAAGAGUGAAGUCAAAGCUGAGGAGGGAGUGGCUCGGCCUGGAGGGCAAACCGAGGCUGGCAGCAUACAGGACGGUCCCACUUUGCCCCAGAGCACUGGGGAAGUAGCGCUGAGUGAGCAGCAGGUGCUGUCUGUCGAGGUUCCGGCCCCUGCUGUCCAAACGCUGACUCCUGCUGUUCCCGUCAGUUUGUCCCUGUCGCAGCCCCAGGCCGCCAUGCCAUUCACUGUACAAGGCUGUUCACAGGUGCUGACCCAAGAAAGUUUGGCCACUCUGUUGACCAGUAUGAUGGCCCAGACAGGAUCUCUGGGGCAGCCCUUGCUCAUCCCCCUCAGUAUGGCGGGCUCCAUCGGAGGCCAGGGGGGUCUGGCUUUUCUCACCUUACCUACCACCAACGUAGCUUCUCACCCCGGCCUCACAGCAGCUAACACAGCUGGAAACCUUCUCAAACUGCCCUUUGCUGGCGUCCAAGCUGCGACGGUGCUGAACUCUGUUCAGCCCCAACUGCAGACGAGCGCUCAGACGAUGUUCCAGCCUUCAGCUGCCGUGCAGGUGAUGUCGGCGGCGGCCCAGGCGGCCAAUACUGUCUCUCAGUCCAACAUAUCGUUAGCAGCGCUCCAGUCUGCAGGACUCUCUAUCAAUCCUGCCAUUAUCAAUGCUGCCUCUUUGGGAACUCAGCCCCAGUUCCUCAGUUCCCUCACCUCCACUCCUAUCAUCACUAAUGCCAUCUCCAACAUGGCUGGCAUCACCAGCCAGAUCAUCACAAAUGCUCAAGGACAGAUCAUAGGAACCCUCCCUCUUUUGUUGAACCCAGCCUCUCUGGCUGGAGCGGCUGGGACACCCACCCUCCAGGGCCUCCAGGGCCUCCAGGGCCUCCAGGGUCUCCAGGGUCUCCAGAGCCUCCAGGGCCUCCAAGGCCUCCAAGGUCUGCAGGGAUUCCAGGGUCUGCAAGGACUGCAAAGCUUGCAAGGCCUGCAAGGUCUCCAGGGUCUCCAGGGUCUCCAGGUCCAGACGGUCACCCCCCAGCUGCUUGUCAACAGCCAGGGACAGAUUAUUGCCACAGUCGGGAAUGGAUCUGCAGUUGUAACUUCUGCUGCAGUGCUGCCCAAAGCGGCUGCUCCCCCAACACUUACCAAACCUAUCACACAGGCCUCAGUAACAACUGUCAGCCAGUCACCAAUUGUCAUCGCCCCGCAGCCGUCGGUACUGAAGCAUGCCACCACGCUCUCCUCCAUCACCUUUGGAGACAUCGCAAAAGUGGGACAGCUUGUCAGCAAACCCCACCAGGUAGUCAGCGGCGAGGAGGGCAUUAAUCUGGAAGAGAUUCGAGAGUUUGCCAAGACUUUCAAGAUCCGUCGGCUCUCCCUGGGGCUUACUCAGACACAAGUAGGGCAGGCUCUCACUGCAACGGAGGGUCCUGCCUACAGCCAGUCUGCCAUUUGCAGGUUUGAAAAGCUGGACAUCACGCCCAAGAGUGCUCAGAAGUUGAAGCCGGUGUUGGAGAAGUGGCUGGCUGAGGCUGAGCACUGGAACCAGAAAGGCCAGCAGAAUCUGAUGGAGUUUGUUGGCGGUGAACCAUCCAAAAAACGCAAGCGGCGUACUAGUUUCACCCCGCAGGCAAUAGAAGUUCUUAACUCCUACUUUGAAAAGAACGCAUUGCCAACAGGUCAAGAGAUUACAGAAAUGGCAAGAGAGCUAAACUACGACCGAGAGGUUGUGCGAGUGUGGUUCUGUAACCGGAGGCAGACGCUGAAAAACACAAGCAAAAUCAAUGUCUUCCAGGUUCAGUAAGGACCUCGUUCUGCGAGGGUUGGCCACUGACCCUUUUUGGCGUCGUUGGAAGUUGAACAUUUAAUACAGCGACACGGUUGGGAAUUUUGUUGUAACUAAAAGCUAAACUAUUAAGAAGUAUGUACUUUUAUAGAAAAUAAAGGAAAUUACACAUAAUUCAAGUGUAACGACAGAGUACUAAAAAUAAUUUGAUAUUGUAUUUUAAGUCUGUACAACUCCUGUGUGGUGGGUUUCAAGUCAGACUGCAUGGUUAUUUUAUCAUUAAGUGAUAAUAAUACAGCGAUUACAUCAUAUUUAACCCUCCUGAUGCCUUCGGGUCAAUUUGACCCGAUUCAAUGUUUAACCCUCCUGUUACCUUUAUAUUUACUGACAUAUUUUACCCGUGGGGUCAAUUUGACCCCAGCAAUUAAAACCUCCAGAAAAUUAUUAGAAUUAAUAUUGUUUUCCAAGUUUAAGUGUGAGGUACUUUAUGUUUGUUUGUUGACUACCGAAAGAACACCGACAUUAAACAUUGAAUCGGGUCAAAUUGACCCGAAGGCAUCAGGAGGGUUAAAAACAUUUGGUGAACUUUUAUACAACUGAUUUUAUAGGCAAUCCCUCUGAAUUAUAAUAAGUGGCAGUGCAUUGAGUCACAUUGAUUUUAGUCACAUAAUUGUCACGUCACAAUGGGUGACAUUACGCUGAUAUUUGAAUAACCGGCACAGUUCUUGCCGCUCAUUUAUUUUGUAUUCCUGUAAUAUUUUUACGACAUGAGAAGCUUUGCAAACAUAAAUAAGCCUCUGUAGACUAAAAAUAGGCAAAAGCGUAUAAACUUAUUUUAAUCAGAAUUUGUUGUCAAAUUAAUGCCAGAACUGAUUUUGUAAUCUAUGGACUCCUGACUCUGCAACAAUCUUUUGGGACAAUCAUCAUUUUGAUAUUUCAUAUUGAUAUUUACAAAGAUGAGCCUAACAUCUGUCAUUUCAUAUUCUUUGAUCAAAACAGUGGCUUGAGAGCGUUUUUUGAUGGUCCUUGGAAAACAAGUUCUUAUCAAAAUAUUAUUAUAGCUUCAGCUAUUGUCUAUGAUGCCACAACUUGUUGUUGUUGUAUUUUAUAAUGUUUCUUUAAUUUGUGAUUUUGCAAAUACACAUCCUGUAUGUAUGUGUGGGUGAAUUAUGUGUGAAUUCACAGUCUGCCUGUUUUUACACUUUGUGUUUCAUGUGCUGAUAAUACUCUGAGAGUAUUUCGUGUUUCCUCUUUAGUCACAGGUGUGACUGUUCCCUCAAUGACUUUACUGGUUCUGCAGCAUUAUUGUUUCAUCUCAUGUUCGAUAAAGUGUAUGUUAAAAUCAGGAACUCAAUUGGACUAUUAUGAAGGCAGUUUAAAACAUUAUUUCGUUGCACUAGGUUUUUAAAUACUCUUACGAUGCCAAAUUACAAAAAAUGCAAUUACCUGUUCAGCCAAGAAAUGGGUUUUGUUGUUAAUAGGAAAUUCAAUUUGAAUUAGUUUGAAAAGUGUUUGCAUGUGCAGUAUGAAGUUAUUUUCUGUAUAGGAACAAAACUUUGGCCAUUUUCUUUAUCUUUGCCAAUGCCAAUUAUUCAAGAAUUAUUUGCACUUUAGUGACAGUAGGGGAAGUAAAAGGGAUACAGACGGUUUGUGUACAGUGCAAGGUUUAAAAGUUAUGAAUGUGGGAUAAUUUAAAUUGAACAGCAAGAAUCUUUGCUUUGAAAAAUGUAGCAGUACUGGCAAAAUUGCAAUCAUCUACUAAACAAACAACAUCUAUCACUAAGAAUAAUGUACUUUUAUGCAGAAGAAAUGUAAAAUACUGCAGUUUAAAUGUACAUGAUAAUAUGCAUUAAUCAAAUUUUUUUAUUUUGAUGAAUUACAUGGUGCAUAUUUUCCUUUUAAACAAUUUUGAAUAAAUGGGCCUAUUUUGCAAUGGACAAUAUUACAAUGUUCUUGCAAUAAUGUGUUUUCCUUCAUGUUCAUUAUGGAAGGAUAAUACAUAGUAUUGUUUAAUACACUAAUUUAUUAAUAGAGAAAAAAAGAGCUAAAUAAUAAUAAUAAUAAGAUGAUGACAGUCAUUUGACUUUGCAAAGCACAUAAAGAGUUCAGGUCUUUGCAAGAAAAGAGAAAAAGGGAAGUUUGAUGCUUUUUGUCAUUUUUUGUCAGAUAAAUAAACCUGGUUUUAUUAAUCACU